Pollicipes pollicipes is the source of this 9666-nucleotide messenger RNA. RefSeq names its product Zn finger homeodomain 2 (gene zfh2). Gene Ontology annotation, biological process: regulation of transcription by RNA polymerase II. Lineage: Eukaryota; Metazoa; Arthropoda; Thecostraca; Pollicipedomorpha; Pollicipedidae. The transcript has 4 exons. Bases 272 to 7546 code for a protein of 2424 amino acids. Gene Ontology annotation, molecular function: zinc ion binding; RNA polymerase II cis-regulatory region sequence-specific DNA binding; DNA-binding transcription factor activity, RNA polymerase II-specific. Gene Ontology annotation, cellular component: nucleus. The record is from RefSeq and is a predicted model, not a curated record.
GAGGUGGGCUGCGUUGCUGUCGUACCCGAGCGACGGCCGCGUCCGAAUCGUCGCCGAACGGGUUCUGUGUCGCCCCCGGCAGCGAUGGUGGGUGAAACGCUGCGGGGUUGCGUCGGGCUUGCGACAGCGGUACAGUGCUGGGCGGAUGCUACCGUUUCUGGGAGCUGGUGCUGACGCAGGACCAGCCGGUCGGCGCUGGCCGGGCGCGCCUUCAAGGAAAACCCGACCAGAUGCUGGCAAUAAUCUCAUAGCGGACGUGGAACGGUGAGACAUGAACGCGCGUGCGGGGCGCUUAGAAAGACCCUGCGGGACCGCCGCCGCCGCCACCGCGUCCCCGAGGAGCGCGCCGGCAGCUCUGGGGCCGCCCCCGGCGCUCUACGCCUCCGAACCGCGCGCCGCCGGGGCCGAGGCGGCAGAGUUCACCGGCCAGAUCGUCUACAACGGGGACGGCUCGGUGGCUGUCGUCGACGCCGACGUGCCGUGGGUGUCGGCACCGGACAGCGUCAUCGACGACGGGCGGGCGGGGCGCACCGGUGCCGUCCCGCCCGCCAUCUCCUCAGUGCUCUUCAUCCACCGGCAGCGGAUGCUCGGUGCGCGCCGCGCCGAUGCAGGUGCCCGGCUGGAAACGAAAGUUCCUGAUGGCUUGACUGUGGACAGAUACAGGGUGUGCGAUGUCGCCGAGGCGCGCGCCGCGUCAGAUCGGGCGCCAGAUACGCUGGACGCGGCGGCGGCGGCGGCGGCGCAAGGGGCCUCCCAUCCCAGCAGGACCAACUUCAUGUGCUGUGUGUGCAGGCUGUCUUUCGGCGCGGCGAGUUCGUUCGUGGCGCACUCGGCCGGGAAGCACGGCCUGGCGCUCUCCUCCGGUGAGGUCCGGUUCUUGAGCGGCGGAGGCGGCGGUGGCGGCGCGGGCGGCCUGCUGACGGCGGCCGGCGGGCGACGGCCGAGCAUGGCUCUCCUGCGCCACUACCCGCUCGACGCGUCGCCCGGCAAGGGGGCUGACGCGCCGGGCCCGGUGGCGGCGGGCGAGGCUGAAGACGGCUCGUGUGCGAGGGAGGUGAGCGGCGGUCAGGACGGGGCGUCGGCCCUCCCGCCCAGUGUUCCUAGUGUCAGUGCUGCGGAGGAUGUGCAAGGGCGCGUGUUCUUGUCGCACGGCCACCCUGCAGUGCUGCCUCCGGACGGCGAGAUCCUGUCAGGAGCCACAUCGUCACCGGGGACGAUGGCGAGGGCCGACGAGGAGAGCGCGCCUUCCCAGCCUCAGGUCCACUCUUCCCAGCCGUCCGUCGCAGCAGUGGUUUCACAAAGCGCCUGCAAGACUCUGAAGUGUCCCCGCUGCAACUGGCACUUUAAGUACCAGGAAACGCUAGAGGUUCACAUGCGCGAGAAGCAUCCGGAGGGCGGAGCCAUUUGUCUGUUCUGCGUAACCGGGCGACCUCACCCGAAGCUGGCUCGUGGUGACGCGUAUGAGUGCGGCUACAAGCCGUACCGCUGCGGUGUCUGCCAUUACGCCACCACCACCAAGGGCAACCUCAGCAUACACAUGCAGUCGGACAAGCACCUGAACAACAUGCAAGAGUGGCGAAAAGUGCACGGGGACCUUCGCACGCGGCUCUCAACUGCGCUACACGAUGUGAAACAAGCUGACGCUGGCAGCGUGAGCGCAGCGCACGACCAGCCUGCUUUCGAUAGCAGCCGGAUCUCUCACCCCAAUGGCUCGUUUGAGGAUGUGGAACGAAACUGCCAUCUACUGGGCCUACAGACAGGUCUGGCCGAGGCCCUCCGGCAGCGCCUGGGCUCACAGACUGGUGCCAUCGGGUCCAUGCCUGCUAAAGGGCCUGGGUCGUCGGUGGACACCGCUCUAGACCAGUCCGUCCUCCGUGUGGUUGAGAAUGAGGGUGAGAUGUCGCCCACGGAACGAGACCGAUCCCGAAGCAAGGGCCUGCCGUCGGAAGACCCGACUGAGCUCGCCGACCCGAAUCCCACGCACGUUUUCAACUGCUGCACAUGCUCCGGCUUCUCCACGGACUCGCUGGAGGAGCUGGGCCACCACGUGAGCCAGGACAGGAGCCGUCCUAGCGUCGCUAACGCGACCACUAUGGAGGGAGGCAACCACGUAUGUCGCCUGUGCGCUUACAAGACCCACCUGAAGGCCAACUUCCAGCUGCACUGUCAGACCGAUAAGCAUCUGCAGAAGCUCCAGCUCUUCAGCCACAUCAUGGAGGGCGGCGACUCCAACGCGCGAAAGCUGCGCCUGCUCCACUCGACUAGCUCCGGCUCUGUGCGCUGCAACGUCUGCGAGCUGUCCACCCGCAGCGUCGCCCAGCUGCGAGCGCACGCCGUCCACAAGGGGCACGACGUGCGCCGCGUGCUGUUUGAGCACCUGCGCCGGGCGGAGCGGCACGUGCCGGCGUCGCGGCGGAGCUACGGCUGCGCGCUGUGUGACUUCGCGGCGCGCCAGAAGCUGCCGCUGCUGCGACACAUCGGCGGCGCGCGCCACCUAGAGAUGGAGCGGCGGCGUCAGCUGCGGCGUCGGGCCGACGGGCGUCGGGAGCCGGACCAUGUGGCCGCCAUCUUCGCCGUUCGCGAGGCGGCCGACGAGGCAGAUGAUCCCGCGGUGCAUCCCGGUGAUUCAGAGCCGACAAAUGGUCACGGUGACUGGCGGCCGUCGGAAACCCCAGAGCGCCUGCAAAACAGAGGGGCAUCAGAGUUGCGUAAACGUCCUGGGGGCCUGCUAUCGGACGCUGACAUGUCGGCUGCAGACACGGUUCUGACGCCGUCUGCUGAAGCCAGUGACAUGAAGAAGCCCUCGGAUGGGCGUCAAUGCGCGGCGAAACCACCCCAGAACAACCACCGUGAAAUUGGCGCGAUCUCUCCUGUUAAAAAUGAUUUGGCGCUUGAUCGGGAUGUCACCAACACUCAGCAGAUCCAGCCAAAAUGUGAUGCGGAUGCAAAACACGAUGCGACCGUGGCGAAUUCAGUCGAAAUAUGCGUUGAAAUGCGUAAUUAUGUUCCGCUCGGCCAUGGCCUCAACUUGAACAAUGGAAACAGUAUGGUCCCGCCCUCGAGCGAGAAGAAAACACGUUGCCCUGGUUCAGAUGCAGAGUUGCCUGCUCAGCGUUGCGAUCAAACACACCAUGAUUAUGCAACGGGCGCGUGCAACACCGGCCACUCCGUGUCUGAGGAUCAUUCCCGCCGUGCCGGGCUUUUACAAGCCGCGGAGUGUCAUGCGCCCGCACAUGGGAACGACAAAGACGACACCCGACCGUUCAAAUGUGACACUUGUAAGGUAGCUUACAGCCACCCACAGAUACUGAGCAUCCAUCUCCAGUCGGCCUCACACCAGUCGCGGCUGACCAAAAGCCUGGAGGCGGUGGCGGCCAGUGCUUGCAACCAGCCUGUCCAGACGGGGACUUGCGCCGGACAGCUGCCCGCCGAGGCGCGCGCGGAGGAGGUGGCGGCUACCAAGGGGCCGUCCCUAUCGUCGCUGCUCUCGGCAGACGGUGCUGGCAGUAUGCAGCGUCACGCCGAGGCCAGUCUGGCGCACUUCACUGGCUCAGCGGGCAAGGAUGUAGGCGGUCCGAACCCCGAUGGAGGGCAGCAGCGGCAGAAGAUGAAGGAUGCUAUAGUGGAAAGACAGGUGGCUCAGGGAAGCAUGCUGACGAAUAACGAGAUGACCGUGGUGCAGUCUGGUAGCGUGAACGAGUCCCAAAGUGUCCCGUCGUCUGGUAAGCAGCCCGUCACGCUGAAAAAUCAGCUACUCGAGGCGUAUGGGCUGGAGAUCGCCAUGCAUCAUUGUGAAUCGCGCUGGAAAAGAAGAAAAAGUCAGGCCGAUUGUAACAGUAAGCCAAGCGGGGCAGAUGGUGGCAAGCACAAGCAAGCAGCCUCCAAUGCGGCCGAGUGGGUGUGCCGUGUUUGUCAGAAGGAGUUUUCCAGCCUAUGGAUAAGGAGAUUUCAUGAAGAGAAAGUGCACGAUAGAUGCGUGCCGAAAGAGGAGUUGGAAUUAUGUGUUGAACGACUGUCGCGAGACUUUCGCACUGAGCGGCUGACGGUUGCCGACGGCGACGAGCAAACAUCACCCACGAUAUCGGAGGAGACGCCGGCCGGGGAUUCCCAACGCGUCGAGCACAUUAGCGAGCUCUCAGGGAGCCGGAAGGUGUCGUCUCGAUCGCAUGUCCAGCCAUCAGGCGCGCUUCCCACACCAAUCUCGCGCCAGAGUCCGGCCGCGUCGGACGCCGUUCCGAGCGACGGAGCGAGCGAGCCCCUCAGUCACGCCCAGCCUCGCGAUGCAGCCGAGUCGCGUGCUGCCCCCACCAGUCAACCGACGCUGCCCGACCUACAGACUGCGCUCGGCCUGAUCCAGGCGGCCCACAUCCGUUACCAGAUGCAGCAGCUGGCCGCCAUGGGCUCCCCCCUGGGCGUGUUCGGCCUGGGGGCCGCGGCGGACGCCGACGCGCAGGCGUCGUUGCUCUCACUCAUGGCCGCCCAGCAGCUGCUGAGCCCCGGCAUGCUGUGGGCUGCCCAGGCACAGGCGCUGGCGCAGCAGCGGGCACAGGCCUCGCCCGUCCUACCCGUGUCCGGGCAGGCGCCACACAGCCACAGCCGCCCUUCACGUGGUGACGGCCAGGCGAAGCGGGUGCGCACACGCAUCAGCGGCAGCCAGCUGAAGGUGCUGCGCGCGCACUUCGACAUCAACCACUCGCCGUCGGAAGAGGAGGUCAACCGGGUGGCGCGGUGCUGCGGUCUGGGGCCGAAGGUCGUCAAACACUGGUUCAGAAACACGCUGUUCAAGGAGAGGCAGAGGAACAAAGACUCGCCCUACAACUUCAGCGUGCCGCCCACUACUAUUCUGGACGUUGAGAAGUACCAACGGAUGGGAAGUGAGAGUAGCUCAGCCCCUGAGCCCAGCGAUCAGCGCUCAGAAAAGCUUCAGAGCAGCUGUGGCGAAACCGUAAAGCAUGCCGAGCGCGGAGCCACGCUACGUACGCAGGGAUCACCAGCAGCGACCAGUGCCGAAUCGCAGAGUAUGGGUAGCGUAUCCAGCUGGACACCGAACUUAUCCUGUCAUUUCACCUCCGCGCCUCGACCAGCUACAGACGUCACCUCCCGGCUCUUCUGCCACGCGCCGCCACCUCUCGCCCACAAUGGCAGCUUGUCGUCCAGCGUGGCCUCUUUCCCGGAGAAUCUGUCGGCUCGCCCGGACUGGCGCUCGCCGCACACCAGUGUGUUCGACGAGCUGACCAUCAGCCUGUCCAGCAGUUCGUCCUCGCAGCCGGCGUUCUCCCCAGAGUGCAGCAGCCCAGCCAAGCGGAGCCCGCAGUGGUCGCAGGUCAGUCCGCCGGGCUCGUCCGGCCACAAGUACGCCGGCCGGCGCGCCAACCGCACCCGCUUCACCGACCAGCAGGUCAAGGUGCUGCAGGACUUCUUCGAGAAGAACGCUUAUCCGAAGGAGGACGACCUGCGUCGGCUGUCCAAGCUGUUGAACCUGGGACCGCGGGUCAUCGUUGUCUGGUUCCAGAACGCGCGGCAGAAGGUGCGCAAGGUGUACGAGAACCAGCCGCCCUCCGACCGGGCGGAUGAGAACGCGAGCCGCUUCCAGCGCACAGCCAGCCUCAACUACCAGUGCAACCGCUGUCUGACCGUGUACCAGCGCUACCACGAGCUGAUCCGCCACCAGCGGCAGCACUGCUACCGCGAGGAGGGCGAGAAGCAGCUGGGCAAGGCGCAGGAGUCCGGCGGCGACGUCACAGUGUCGCUGGCCAGCAGCCUGCCGGCUCUGGGGCUUGCUCCUCCGCAGCAGGAAAGCACCUUCAAGUGCGGCAAGUGUCUGCAGCAGUUUGACCGCUUCGACCGCUGGCGCGAGCACCAGGUGCUGCACGUGAUGAAUCCGAGCCUGGUGCCCAGCUCGCUCCAGAACCAGUCGUCAGGCGGCGCGCCGAACACGCCGAGCGUGAGGCCCUCCCACUCCGCUGAGGAGGCUUCCGAGGAUGACGAGGCCGAGGGUCAGUCCUCCUGGGAGAGACUCGCCAACGACAAGCGUUUGCGGACGUCCAUCCACCCGGAACAGCUGCAGCACCUACACCGGCAGUACCAGGCCGACCCCUGUCCGAGCCGCGAGACCCUGGAGGCAAUCGCUCGCGAUACCGGUCUGAAGAAGCGCGUGGUGCAGGUCUGGUUCCAGAACUCGCGCGCGCGGGAGCGGAAGGGUCAAGGCACUCGCCGGUUGUCGGUGGGUGACGCGUGCCUCACGCCGCUGGUGACACCGCUGAAGACGAGGGCGGCCGAGUCGGCGCUGCUGCCAGAGGUGUCCAUCGAGCUUGUCAGCACAUGCCCUGAUCCGGCGAAGAAGGACCUAGUCCCCACGCGCAACGGCGCUCACCCGUCGCAGGCUGGGUUCCCGGGUCUGGUGCGUCCUCCGCCCGAGCGGCCGCUGCAGAUCUCAUUCUUCCCGUCUGCCGACGCUCCGCUGGACCUCAGCAAGCCUCAGCCGUCAGCGGCGACCGGCGGCGGCCCUGCGGAGCUCGCCACCGCUGUGGACCCGACUCGAGGCGCGGCCGCCGCCCGAGGCGACGCCGCCUGCCUCAGCGUGCCGUGGACAGCCCGCGACGCUACCGACGCGGACGGCGCGCGCUCGUCCGGCGCCGCCAGCCCGGCGGCGGCGCGCCAGCCGCUCACUACGUCCAGCAAGCGCUUCCGCACUCAGAUGUCGGCGGCGCAGGUGGGCGUGCUGCGCAGCGUGUUUGCCGCCUACCGCAUGCCGACGAUGGUCGAGUGCUCACGGCUGGGCGAAGAGAUCGGUUUGGCCAAGAGGGUCGUGCAGGUGUGGUUCCAGAAUUCGCGCGCCAAGGACAAGAAGCGGCACCUGCAGAGCGGCCGUCCGCCGACGCCGCCGCCGCUCGGCUGCGACUACUGCCAGGUCCUCUACGGCGUCAAGUGCAGCCUGCAGGAGCACCUGCUGAGCCGCGCUCACAUCGAGAGUGUGCGCCGCGCCACGGAGGAGGGCAGGACGCCGCCGGCGGCGGGCGGGGCGCGCGAGUCUGUGCUGCCACCCGGCCGCACCGCUGCGGAGGAGGGCAGGGCGCCGCCGCCGCCGGGUGGGGCGCGCGAGUCUGUGCUGCCGCCCGACCGCACCGCUGCGGAGGAGGGAAGGGCACCGCCGCCGCCGGCGGGCGGGGCGCGCGAGCCGCUGCCGCCGUCCGGCCGCACCGCCUCGCCGCCACCGACGGUCGGCGACGGGACGGCCUCGGCAGAUCGCCUGGACAGGCCGCGGCCAAGCCUGGGACGCAGGAAGACGACUCCAGAGGAACAUCAGGACGGCGCACGGCAGCCACCGCAUCUCCGAGAGCUGGGGGCAGGCGAUGGAGCUACCUCUGCUGAACAUCACCCCGCUCCGACGUCACCCCAGCCUCCAACGACGGCCGAGGACCGCGUUGGACGCGCCACGACGUGUCCGGCAGAUGGCUCUGGUGACGCGCCUUCGGGCUUUAUAGGUGGCGCUGUGGGCAGCCAGCGGGCCGGUGCCGCCACGCCGGUGGUGACGUCGGUUGGCUAGUUUGAUCCGCUGACUUCUUCAUGUGUGACACAGUCCUCGCAAGAUCUCGGCCUGCAUGUACCGGAUAUGCAGGCUCUGUCUCGGCCAGCAGCAAAAGUGGACUAGACUAGGCUACUCAACCGGCAGAGUGCGUCUCAAUACGCGUCAUGUUGGAAUGUGAACUCAAGUUACCCUGUUUCGAGAAGCGGGCACAUUGCUCCGAAGUGCGGAGCAGCAUUACAAUGGUAUACCGUCAAGUUUGUUCCUAAUAUUUGCAGUUGUAGCCGUGCGUGUACUUGAGAGUGAGUGUUCUAGUGCGUAGUGUAAGGUUAGUGUUUCAUACGUCUGUGGUCAGGCGUGCCCAACCCGUGUCGUGAUUCAAGUGAUUGUCGUAAGCAGUGUUGCACCGAUCAUAACAAGAGUGCGGUCAGUUCAACUGAAUAACACUAAAGCAAUUCGAGAGUUCCUGAGCUUGCGUGCCUUUAUGAUCCUCGCAUUGUAACAGAUGCCGUGCCGUGAGAGCUUCGCUCGGGUGGGCGAGUGCGUGGGAAUGACGUCACUAUACUAACGUCACAACCCUGGCAGCAACUGACACCGGAGUUGCACUUCCACAACACAUUCCUGCAUUUGUAAACUAACAGAUGUUCCUAACGUCUAUGCUGCCGCAUCAGGGCCUCACUGCUGCGUUGUUGAAAGUGCAUAGCUAAAACUCGCGCGAUGUGUCGUGCUCAUUGGCUUUGGUGCCUGCGCCAUGUGUAAAACCCUUCUGUGCAAAACCCCACUCGAGCUGUUCAGAAUAGACGGGAUCAGCUGUUCCGGUCUCGAUUGAUGGAUGGUUGUGAGUAGCCAGGGCUGCGGCCACCACGAAAACUUCUGGGAAAUUAAUUUAUGCUUGUUACAGUGCGGUGUGUAACAUCAAAUUCGCAACCUUCUCGUUCUCAUUUGUCUCUAAAUGAUCAGAAGUUAUGGCGACGUUUCUGCUUUGUCUGCUGUGAUUUGUUUUAAUUUGUAGCGCGGAUGAGCUUGAUAUGAGAUGGUCGUAGCUUGGCGCAUUGAGAACUCGCUUGUGUGUGCAUUUAACCCCAGAUGGAUGCCUGUAUUUGGAGAGCUUUUGAUCAGCUCCCGCUGGUGCGGAAGAUGUGUAGCAGACUACGAUAUACACGUGAUAUGAGUGCUGUCCGCGCGGACAAGGACUAGCCUGGUCGUUUGCACAGCGUCCGUUUUCGCUGCCACAUUUGCUAUACUGUCAGUAUUCUGGACGCCUGGAGAAGUUCCUAUCCCUUAGGCGGUUCUAGCGGGCGACGCUGACUCCGUAUCGGCGGCCGUUGUGUAGCGGCUGAGGUGUCCUGGCCCCCGUGUUAUCGCAGAUAGCGUGGUCACCGGACCGUACGGCGAGGCGCGCUUCCAGGACACCGACACACGGCCCAUGCACAUGUCUGUCUGUCUGUCUGGGGAUGCACUUGUUGUGGACUGGUGCCUGAUGGCCCUCCUCUGGCUGACCUGCGUCGUGCUGACCCUUAAAACACUUGCAAUGGUCUGCCCGAGCCGGGACCCCGAACCGCGUGGCGGGACGCGGGCAUCACACCCAUUUUCUUACCGCGUGGGCCUGGCUUAAAUCAGAAUAAAGACUGACCACUCGCCACCGACUUUUGCCGCCGUCUUCACGACAGUUUCGGCCCCGUCCUGCUACCCGGCGGCUGCUCGUGAGCGUCACUUUGAGCAGACUGAGUCUGGCAUCAGCAGGGUCGGGUCUAGCCACCCCGCUCCGAGGACUCGUCAGAGGAUGUACACCAGCUGCCGGCGGCUGGUUGUCAGGAAAUAUAUCAACACGUUUUGUACAGCUGGUGGUCAGGUAUUGUAGGUUUCCAUAGAUCGCUUAUCAGCUACCAGAUUUUUUCAUUUAUGUUUACUUCUCCACACAUAUUUUUGGCGGGAGCUAAGUAUGCGUCGUGGUGGUUAUUGGGUCAAUACAGACCCAGCGUUUCAUCUCUCAGCCAGUUUAGGUGAUUUAACAAAAUUCCUCAGCGUUAUAUCGCUAUAAACUUGAGCAUAACGCUUCAUUUUCGUUUUAAUGAAUCGACAUACUGAAGAAAAUUCCCUCACUGCACGAAAGGUAUAGCCCAGUCCCAUAGUUCACCUUA